Molecule: messenger RNA, 5649 nt
Organism: Aureobasidium uvarum
Lineage: Eukaryota; Fungi; Ascomycota; Dothideomycetes; Dothideales; Saccotheciaceae
Source: the annotation of a GenBank genome assembly
AUGGCUGUUCCUGCUCACGCUCAGGCUUCGCUGCCUGCGCUCCCUGCACAUCUCCAGGAUGACAGCCACCUGACGGCACACCUGGCCAGCAGAUUCCAUGUCUCGCUAUCCACGGCCCAGUUGUCAUCACACGCCAUCAUCGCCCUCAACACAUACACAUCGUCGGCAAAGGGUCCCGAUGGCUCANAAGAAGGUAGCGCCAUGGGCGCCGCCGAGGAUCUGGCUUCAAGGGCGUGGACUCGUCUCGGAGCUAGACAGGAGAACCAGGCCGUCGUCUUUCUGUAUGUGUCCUUCCGUGCCUGUGACACAAUGCCCACGUUCUGCUCUAACCUGUGCACAGCGNGUGAAACCGGCUCAGGCAAAACCACUCUCCGCUCGCACCUCCUGUCUGCCUUGUUGAACUACACAUCGACGCCACUGUCCAACAAGCUGUCCUACGCGGCCUUUGUCUUCGACACUCUGACCACCACAAAGUCCGUCACCACCCCUACCGCUUCGAAAGCUGGUCUCUUCUUCGAACUUCAAUACGACACAUCCUCCAGCCUCCAUCCAACCCUCGUCGGUGGUAAGCUGCUCGACCACCGUCUCGAACGCAGCAGAGUCGCCACUAUUCCCCCUGGCGAGCGCAACUUCCACGUCCUCUACUACCUCCUGGCUGGUACCAGCCCGCAAGAGAAGGAGCAUCUUGGUCUUGACCAGGCAGGUCCUGCCACUCACAGACAUUCGCUCGGUAAUGCCGGCGCAAAGAGAUGGAGAUACUUGGGACACCCCAGUCAGCUCAAAGUCGGUAUUAAUGACGCCGAAGGUUUCCAACACUUCAAGACUGCUCUACGCAAGCUUGAAUUUCCUCGUGACGAGAUCGCCCACAUGUGCGAGAUGCUUGCCUGUAUCUUGCACAUUGGUCAGCUUGAGUUCGUCACAACCCAGUCGACUACACCUUCAGCCGAUGACAGUGGUGGUUACUCGCACGAGGGAGGCGAGGACGUCACUUCGGUCAAAAACAGAGAAACUCUUCACAUCGUAGCAGCUUUCCUUGGUGUUUCCGAGAGACAUCUGGAAGAGAGUUUGGGAUACCGCACAAAGAAGCUUCACCGUGAGCGCGUUACCGUCAUGCUCGACCCCAAAGGUGCUCGAGACAACGCUGAUGAGCUUGCGCGCACCUUGUACUCGCUUUUCGUCGCCUACAUCAUCGAGCGUAUUAACCAGAAGAUUUGCUCGGCUGAGGAUGCCAUCGCCAACACCAUCUCGAUCGUUGACUUCCCAGGCUUCGCACAGUCUUCUUCCACAGGCUCCGUACUGGACCAGCUGUUGAACAACGCAGCAUCUGAGUCGCUUUACAAUUUCUGUCUGCAGAGCUUCUUUGAGCGCAAAGCUGAUCUUCUCGAGACUGAAGAGGUCAGUGUGCCUGCAACCAGCUACUUCGACAAUACCGAUGCCGUCAAGGGUCUGCUCAAAUCUGGCAACGGCCUUCUCAGCAUUUUGGACGAUCAGAUGCGUCGUGGUAAGACUGAUCAGCAAUUCCUCGAGAGUAUCAGGAGACGUUUCGAAGGCAAGAACCCUGCUAUCGAGGCUGGCGCUACUACUCAGACUCUUCCUGGAAACAACUUUGCUACCCGCAACGCCAAUGCUGCAUUUACUGUCAGACAUUACGCCGGUGAGGUCGAUUACCCUGUCGAGAACCUCCUUGAAGCCAAUGGCGAGGUCAUUUCUGGUGACCUUAUGAACUUGAUUAACACGACCUCUAACCAAUUCAUCAGCGACCUCUUUGGUCAGGNNGAAGCGCUGAGCAAGGUUGUCCAUCCCAAGGAUCGCUCUGCUGUCGUGCAAGCCUCGGUCGCCUCGAAGCCUUCAAGAAUGCCUAGCAUGGCUAAACGCACCGGCGAGCGUCCUGCAAGACUUGGUGCCAUGAGGCAAGACAGUGAUAAUGGCAACGGCAAGAGGAGUCUCUCUCGUGGANGGCAGGGCGAGCCUGAACAGCAACAAGGCGCUGCUGCUCAGUUUUUGUCUUCUCUGGACAACAUCACUAAGUCGUUGUCCGAUCCUCGCACCAACCCAUACUUUGUGUUCUGCUUGAAACCCAACGACCGCAGAAUUGCCAACCAAUUCGACAGCAAAUGCGUUCGCACUCAGAUGCAAACUCUCGGUAUCGCUGAGAUCAGUCAGCGUCUGCGCAACGCCGAUUUCAGUGUGUUCAUGCCUUUCAGUGAAUUCCUGGGCGUCGCUGAGGGCGAUGUCUCGGUCGUGGGCACCGAUAAGGAGAAGGCAGAGAUGAUCUUAGACGAAAAGAUCUGGCCUGGCAAUGAAGCAAGAGUCGGCAGCACGGGUGUUUUCCUCAGCGAACGUUGCUGGCGCCAGAUCGCACGAGUCAGUGAUCUCGAUGUAGCUCCUGUCGGCAUGCACGACCAGACUCCUUACGGGGAACAAGAGGGUAUGUUGUCUCCGGAUCAUGCUCGCAACGGUCGCAACGACUCAAGCCUCAACCUUCUCGGUGCUGGAGGUGUCACUCCUUCUCCUGGUGCCUUCUAUCACGAUGACAAGGUAGCAGGCUACUUCGGAAGCCGUGAUCUCGACGCCAAGUCGGAAGCUGGUGCUUCAGCCUUCCAUGGAGGUGACAUGUUCCAAAAUCUCGAGACUCGCUCGCAGCUCGCAGAAAAGGGAAACGAGGCCAAGGUAGCAGCAAUUGACGAGGUACCCGUUACAGGUGAACGAAAAAGAUGGUUGUUCCUUGUCUACCUCUUUACCUGGUGGAUUCCUGAUGUGUUCGUUCGCAUCAUUGGCCGCAUGCCUCGUCCCGACAUUCGUAUGGCUUGGAGAGAGAAGGUGGCCAUCAACUUCAUGAUUUGGCUUGCUUGUGCCAGUUUCUUGUUCCUCAUGAUUGGUUUCCCCGCACUCAUCUGUCCGACACAACAUGUUUAUUCGGCUGCUGAGUUGCAAUCGCACAAUGGUAAGGAUGGCCACUCUUCUUUCAUCGCAAUUCGCGGUGUCGUCUUCGACCUGGGCAACUUUGAGUCAAUUCAUUACCCUAACAUUAUCCCGACAUCCGCUCUGGAGAAGUAUGCCGGCACUGAUGCGACCAACCUCUUCCCGGUCCAAGUAUCUGCUCUUUGUCCCGGUACAGAUGAGAAUGGUAUCGAUCCUGCUGUCCAGCUCAACUACAGGAGCACCAACUACACUGGUCAAGCUUCGGCUGUCAGCGGUACUGAUUCUCAUGCCGUGUACCAUGACUUCCGCUGGGCCACCAACGACUCUCGUCCAGACUGGUUCGCGCAGCAGAUGAAGUUUUUGAACCAAAACUACAGAAAGGGCGCUCUUGGUUACACUUCUGGCUAUGUCAAGAAACAGGGCAAGAAGCAACAGUCCAUCGCCAUUCUCAACGGAAAGAUUUACGAUUUCACCGACUACAUCGUCGGUGGUCGUGCUCCCAAGUACCCCGCUGGAUACGACGUUCCUGACACUGUACCGAACUCAAAUUUCAUGGAUCAGCGCGUGGUCAAUCUUUGGCAGCAACAUGCUGGUCGAGAUGUGACUGACAAUUGGAACAACCUUGGAAUGACUCUUGACUUGAAGAAUCGCAUGCAGAUCUGUCUCGACAACCUUUUCUACGUGGCCGAUGUGGACACCAGAAACUCGACCAAGUGUCAGUUCGCCACUUAUCUCUUGCUCGGAAUCUCGAUGUUCCUGAUUGCGGUUAUCGGUGUGAAGUUCCUUGCUGCCCUUCAGUUUGGUGGCAAGAACGUUCCGGAGAACCUCGACAAAUUCAUCAUAUGUACUGUGCCAGCCUACACCGAAGACGAAGACUCUUUGCGUCGUGCCAUUGACUCAGCCGCCAGAAUGAAGUACGAUGACAAGCGCAAACUUCUGCUCAUUGUCUGUGACGGUAUGAUUAUUGGUCAAGGCAACGACCGUCCUACUCCUCGAAUUGUCCUCGAUAUUCUGGGUGUUCCCGAAACUGUCGACCCUGAGCCAUUGAGUUUCGAGAGUUUGGGCGAAGGUCAGAAGCAGCACAACAUGGGCAAGAUCUACUCUGGUCUUUACGAAGUCCAAGGUCAUAUCGUUCCCUUCAUGGUUAUUGUCAAGAUUGGCAGACCUGCUGAAGUCGGUAGACCUGGUAACCGUGGUAAGCGUGAUUCCCAGAUGGUUCUGAUGAGAUUCCUGAACAGAAUCCACUACAAUCUGCCGAUGGCCCCUAUGGAACUCGAGAUGUACCACCACAUCCGAAACAUUAUUGGUGUCAACCCAACGUUCUACGAAUUUUUGCUGCAGAUCGAUGCAGAUACUGUCGUUGCACCCGAUUCAGCCACACGAUUCGUCGCCUCAUUCCUCCACGAUACACGCCUUAUCGGUGUUUGUGGUGAGACGGCUCUUACUAACGCUAAGUCCUCGAUCGUUACUAUGAUGCAAGUCUACGAGUACUACAUCUCGCAUAACUUGAUCAAGGCCUUCGAAUCGCUCUUCGGCUCAGUCACUUGUUUGCCUGGUUGUUUCUCCAUGUACCGCAUUCGCGAUGCAGCAUCAGGCAAGCCUCUUUUCGUUUCCAAGGAGGUCGUCGAGAUGUACGCCGAGAUUCGUGUAGACACGCUCCACACCAAGAACUUGCUGCAUCUUGGAGAAGACAGAUACUUGACGACUCUUUUGAUGAAGUGGCAUCCCUCUUACAAGACCAAGUUUAUCAUGCGCGCUCACGCCUGGACCAUCGCGCCCGAUACCUGGACCGUCUUCAUGUCGCAACGUCGUCGUUGGAUCAACUCUACUGUACACAACCUUGUCGAGCUUACCUCAUUGUCUCAGCUUUGCGGUUUCUGCUGUUUCAGUAUGCGUUUCGUCGUCUUCCUUGACUUGCUCUCAACCAUCAUCCAGCCCGUGUUGGUAGGAUUCCUGGUGUACAUCUUCGUUCGCAUUGGACAAGAUCCUGGUGGUGUCUCGACACUUGCCAUUAUCAUGUUGGUGGCCGUUUAUGGUAUGCAAGCAUUGGUCUUCAUCAUUCGUCGCAAGUGGGAGAUGGUCGGUUGGAUGAUCAUCUACCUGAUCGCUACGCCAGUCUUCUCUAUGGCGCUUCCUCUCUACUCUUUCUGGCACAUGGACGAUUUCUCGUGGGGUAAUACUCGUGUCGUCACUGGAGAAAAGGGCAAGCAAGUUGUUGUUUCCGACGAGGGCAAGUUCGAUCCAGCCAGCAUUCCGAAGAAGAGAUGGGAAGAGUACCAGGCCGAGCUUUGGGAAGCGCAGACUUCGCGUGAUGACGACGCCCGUUCGGCAAUUUCCGGCGUUACCGGCGUGUCGUACGCGACCAAGUCAGCCUACCCCGGUAUGGGUGGCUCCGUCUAUGAUUACCCACCUUCGCGCCCCAUGUCAACAUUGGGUGUGCCUCAAGGUCCCUUCGGCAACCAGUCGCGAAUCAGUCUUGCACCAAGUGAGAUGGGUCUUAUGGCUGGUGGCUACAGCCCUAACUCGGUAGAGAUGACGGACAUGCCUCUUCCCAGCGACGAUGCUAUCCUCGCCGAGAUCCGCGAUAUUUUGGCCAAGACUGAUCUUAUGACUAUUACGAAGAAGAGUGUCAAGUCCGAACUGGAGAGACGUUUCGGUGUGCCGCUGGAUGCUAAGAGAGCAUACAUUGGCUCCGCCACAGAAGCCAUUCUUAGUGGACAGUUGUAA